Molecule: messenger RNA, 1353 nt
Organism: Clavispora lusitaniae ATCC 42720
Lineage: Eukaryota; Fungi; Ascomycota; Pichiomycetes; Serinales; Metschnikowiaceae
Molecular function (GO): protein binding
Source: RefSeq, a predicted model, not a curated record
AUGCUGCCUCCAAAUUCAAGACGCGUUGAUCUCAGCGCCGGCCCAGUCACCGUGGGCCGUGCUCUGCCCCGUGACGAUGCUCGAAGCGCCAAGUCUUGCAACAUGUAUAUCCGCAACACACAUCUUUCCAAAUCGCAUGCGCGGCUUUGGGCUGACUCGGAUGUGGUGUACGUGGAAGACUGUGGAUCCACUUUCGGAACGGUCUUGAACAACCAGUUGCUCUUGCCUAAUACCCGUGUGCGUCUUUUUGAAGGCGACACCCUUGGAUUCAUUGUCAAUCGCCCCUCUAGUGUGUUGGGCCAGAUGCGCACCAACGCCACUAGUGCGGUGCCUUUAGAGAAGUUGCUAAACCCACGUGUGCAAUUGCAGUUUUCCGUGGCCGAGUACGACCCUGUGGCACAGACGUUGGUUUUGCUGCCUGUUAAUGACGUCGCAGCCGAUGCGUCCGUGUUGCUCCAGGAGGACGUGACAUAUGCAGAGGCCACGCCUGAAAUGCACGGCAGCGACGACCUUGACAGGAUUGACGAGUCUGCGGCUCCGCUGGUCGAUGCUGCAGCGUUUUCUGAUGGCGAGUCCGUCGAGUCCGAGUGGCUGGGAAUGGACAAGUCUGGAAAAUCAAACGACACAGCAGAUGUUGACUCAGAAACUUCUGCGAUAGACACCGGUCGCGUCUUGGACUCGGACGACGACGCGCCAGAGGAAGAGGCCAUCAUCAAAGAGAAACUGGUCACUUUCAACGACGCAAACUUCAGCGACGACGACGAUGACCCAUACAGCUUCCGCCAAUGUUCGGAGCUGGAGGACUCAUUUGUAAAUGCUCGCAUUGAAGACGACGAGGUCAUGGUGUACCGUCCUGUGGUGAAGUACCAUGUUGUGGACUGUGAUGUGCCAGGCAUGAGCGUUUACUUCGAAGAGGACUACAACUCGGAGGACGAUGAGACAUAUAUGCAAGAGUUUGUGCAGCCCGACGUGCUGGAGCCUCUGGAUCUGGAUGACUAUGAUUUGGAUGACUACGAUCUGGAUGAUGUUGACCAGAUGGUUGACCUCGUAUCACAGUGUAUGGAGUCCGAAUCCGAAGCUGAGUCUGACGGUGAUUACUCGCUGGAGUUUUCCGAGACCGAUUCGCCGGACACAUCUAGAACGUCACAGGACACGAGCUCAUCAAGUCUGCUGAAGAAGAGAAGCCGUGAUGAAGCUGAGUUGGAUGAACCUAGCAAGGUAGAAAAUCAGCCAGCCCCAAAGAGACUGGUGAUUGGAACGGUGGCCAAGGAGGCCGCUAAGGGUGUUUUGUAUGCUGCAGGCACAAUUGUGGCGUUGGCCGCGUAUGGCAGUUUCCUCGAGCUGCAGAAGUAG